Molecule: messenger RNA, 3231 nt
Organism: Nicotiana tabacum (common tobacco)
Lineage: Eukaryota; Viridiplantae; Streptophyta; Magnoliopsida; Solanales; Solanaceae
Biological process (GO): protein phosphorylation
Molecular function (GO): receptor serine/threonine kinase binding; protein kinase activity; ATP binding
Source: RefSeq, a predicted model, not a curated record
AGUCCCAAUGCAACAAAAAAAAACUUGUGGAAUACUAGUACUAGAGUAUAACAUAAGCUGUGACACAGUUUUGGUUAUUUUCGUAGUGUUGGUUUUUUUCUUCUUCUUUCCCUUAUUCUUCACUUCUACUACUAAUGCAAGUCCCAAUGGGGAUACUUUAUCAGCCUUUGUACAUCACUACUACUACUUUCUUGAUUUUCCUUUCUCUAAUUUGUGUCCCAGUUUUAGCUGUUGAUCCUUUUACAGAAGCACUCUUGAGCUUAAAAUCUGAAAUUCUUGAUCAUUCAAACAGUAUAAGUGACUGGAUCUUGCCUUCUGAUUCUGGAGUCACUAGUCCUACUGAUAAAAUAUUUGCAUGUUCUUGGUCUGGUGUAAAAUGCAACGAAAAUUCCUCUUUGAUCAUUGGUUUGGAUCUUUCAGUGAAAAAUCUUGGUGGAUUUUUUUCAGAAGGUCAAUUCAAUCAUUUUACUGACCUUGUUGAUCUGAAUUUGAGUCACAACUCAUUUUCUGAGAAACUUCCUGUUGGGAUUUUCAACCUCACAAAGCUGAAAAGUUUGGAUAUAAGUAGAAACAAUUUUUCUGGUCAUUUUCCUAGUGGAAUAUCAAAUCUUGUUAAUCUAGUGAUUCUUGAUGCUUUUAGUAACAGUUUCUCAGGUCCUUUACCUAAAGAUGUUUCACAAAUUGAGUCACUCAAAGUACUGAAUUUUGCAGGUAGUUAUUUCAGUGGUCAAAUCCCUUCUGAAUUUGGUUCAUUCAAGAAUCUUGAUUUUAUUCACUUAGCUGGAAAUUCACUAAGUGGUAAAAUACCAUCAGAAUUAGGAAUGUUGAAAACAGUUACUCAUAUGGAAAUUGGUUAUAAUACAUAUGAAGGAAGUAUUCCUUGGGAAUUAGGGAAUAUGAGUAAGCUUCAGUAUCUUGAUAUUGCUGGUGCAAAUUUAUCUGGUUCAAUACCAAAAGAGCUAAGUAAUUUGACAAAUCUUGAAUCACUUUUCUUGUUCAGAAAUCAACUUAAUGGAAAAAUCCCAUUUGAGUUUGGAAAAAUCAUAUCUUUAUCAAGUUUGGAUCUUUCUGAUAAUUUGCUUUUAGGGUCUAUUCCUGAGAGUUUUUCUGAGUUGAAAAAUCUAAAACUUCUUAGUGUUAUGUAUAAUGACUUGAGUGGAACUAUUCCUAAAGGUAUUGCUAAGCUUCCAUUGCUUGAUACUCUUCUUAUUUGGGACAAUUUCUUUUCAGGGUCACUACCAAAAGACUUAGGAAAGUAUUCAAAGUUGAAAUAUUUAGAUGUUUCAACAAACUAUUUUGUUGGUAACAUUCCACCAGAUAUAUGUUCAAAUGGGGUUUUACUAAAAUUGAUCCUUUUUUCUAACAAUUUCAGUGGUGGAGUUUCUCCAUCAUUGUCCAAUUGUUCCUCUCUUGUUCGAAUCCGAAUCGAAGAUAAUUCAUUCUCAGGUGAUAUUUCCUUGAACUUUGGCAAUUUUCCUGAUUUGUCAUAUGUUGAUAUGUCUAGAAAUAGGUUUAGUGGAGGGAUUCCUGCUAAUAUUGCCUUAGUUUCAAAGCUUCAAUACUUCAAUGUGUCUAAUAAUCCAAAUCUUGGAGGUAUAAUACCAGAAAAGGCAUUGUCUUUGUCACUACAGAAUUUCUCAGCUACUAAUUGUAGUAUUUCAGGAGAUUUUCCUCCUUUUGGACCAUGCAAAUCUUUACUCGUUCUCGAGUUGAGUAUGAACAAUGUUUCAGGUAUUAUGCCACAAAGUAUCAGCAAUUGCCAAAGUCUUGUGAGUAUAGAUUUGGCCAACAAUGACUUAACUGGUCAUAUACCUGUUGAACUUGCUAGUCUUCCUAGUAUUAGUGUUGUAGACUUGUCACACAAUGGUUUUAGCGGUUCAAUUCCUGCUAAGUUUGGAAGCUCUUCUAGCUUAAAACUUCUUAAUGUGUCGUUCAAUAAUCUAUCGGGUUCGAUCCCAAUUGAGAAGAGUUUUAAGGUGAUGGAUAGUAGUGCCUUUUGGGGUAAUCCUAAGCUUUGUGGGGAACCGUUGAGGCCUUGUCGCCACGGACCGAAUGGACUAGAGUUAGGAAGUAGAAGGACACAGAAGUUGGCUUGGGUUCUUAUAACUUGUGGAGUCGUAGUAUUGGCUAUUACAGCUGCUGUUUUUGGCGUGCUUCACUUCAGAAGACGAGGUAAAGGGAAGUGGAAAAUGGUUUCUUUUAGUGGACUUCCUCGGUUUACAGCGAAUGAUGUUUUGAGGAGCUUCAGUUCUGUUGAAGAAGUUACAGAUUUGGUGCCGCCGUUGGCAGGUUCUGAUUGCAAAGCUGUUCUGCCAACAGGAAUUACCGUUUUGGUGAAGAAGAUCGAAUGGAGACCCGAAAGAAUGAAUGCUAUGUUGGACUUGAUAUCGAGGAUGGGCAGCGCAAGGCACAAGAAUUUGACAAGAUUGCUAGGAUUUUGCUACAACAAGCAAAUGGCUUACUUGUUGUAUGAUUACUUGCCUAAUGGAAAUUUGGUCGAAAGGAUCCGAACGAAGAGAGAUUGGGCGACCAAGUAUAAAACCAUUGUGGGAAUUGCUAGGGGAUUGUGUUUCCUGCAUCACAAUUGCUACCCUGCGAUCCCUCAUGGGGAUUUAAAGGCAAAUAACAUUGUCUUUGAUGAAAACAUGGAACCACAUUUGACCGAGUUCGGUGUUACAUUCUUGAAUCAGCUAAAUAAUGGUCCAUUUCUAGCAAGAGCUGGAAAUGAAACAGGUGAAAUUGACCGAGCUAUAAAGGAAGAACUUUACAGGGACAUAUACAACUUUGGUGAGGUCAUUCUUGAAAUCUUAACAAACGGAAAGCUGUCAAAUGCAGCGACGAGCCUACAGAAUACCUCCAAAGAGGCUCUUUUGAGAGAGGUUUUGUAUGAGAAUGAUGUUGCUCCAUCGAACUCGGUCCAAGAGGAAAUAAAAUUGGUUCUUGAAGUCGCUUCGCUUUGCACCAGAAAUAGACCCUCAGAUCGGCCAUCAAUGGAAGAAGCGCUAAAACAGCUCUCUGGAUUGAAGAAACAAGGGUAAUAAUGCUCUUUAACUAGAAGGCCAAAGGCCAAUAUUUAGACAUGAUUAGAUAACUCUGAAGCAUAAGUAUAUUGUAAAGUAUCUUUGUUAUUUUCAGUUGAUUUCAAUAGAGUGUUUUUUUAUGUAAAGUAGAGGAAUGUAAGUAUGUUCUGUCCUCAGCAAUAUAAGGUCUGCUAUUUUAUCUUUUUUUGGA